ACUGCGACCAAACCCGUACUUCGCUAGGCUUUUCCCGUUACAAAGUUUAUUUUAAACCCGGUGGAAAAGAGUUGUGUAUAUUUUUAUAUGUUGCAAAUGUGCCAAUUGAAUGUCUACGUUUAGUUUUUGUUGAAUGUUUGCUCUGAAAAGCGGCUUGUGAAAUACGCAGUGGGUGCUUUCGCGGUGUCAGAAUGUGUUCUAGAGGAGUUUAUAUACCGGAUGAUCAGAAGGAGUUGUCGGUAAACGCGCCCAGUUUCUUGAGAGUGAAUUCUUUCGUUGAUGACGAGAGGGCAGGUAUAGGGAACGAGAGUCCGUCUUUCAGCGGAAAUGCAGCGUUUACUGGAGGUCAGCAGGAACUGCCCAAUGAGAUAUCAGCUCCGUAUGAAGUGCCUCAAUUCCCCAUCGAACAGAUCGAGAAAAAAUUGGCGAUACAAAGGCAAAUAAACACUAAAGUUUUGGAAGAGAGAAAAAGUCACUAUGAACCGUCAGUUCCCGGGGUAACAGCUUCAAUAGAUGACUUAGAUGACCAUGACUUGUACGUGCCACAUUUUCAGAGGGUGUCGAUAUCCGGAGAAGACACCAGUGGGGUCCCUCUGGAAGAUUUGGAAAGAGCAUCAAAGUUACUAAUAAAAGCAUUAGAAAUAAGGAAACAGUAUAUGAAAGUGUCGUUUCAAAGCUUCUCAUCUACUGCAGCCCGAUUUUUGGAUCCCAAUAAAGAACAACAACACCACGACGAGAGACAGUCAAUAGAAGAUAAAGAUUAUGCUGAGCUCCUGUCCAGAACUGCCCGAUCUUCAUUUGAUGAUUUUAAUGUGUAUUCGCUGACAGAAGACGACAUCCAAAAAUUGUUAACUAACGGUAUCAAAGAUCACGGUAUCCAUCCGCCGGAACACAAACCCUGGGAAGCACCUGUAGUUCCUGAUACGGAUCACGUGUUCAAAAACAACAACGGCGUCUAUAAUGUCUACGUGAAUGAGCAACAUUUGAAGGAUGGCAAACCUUGUGACUAUGAGUACCCUGACGUUGUCAAGUUCACAACGGACUUUUAUGAAAUGUGCAACAUGAUUGCAGAUGGUCCACUAAAAUCAUUUUGUUACCGCCGUCUGAGUUACCUAUCAUCGAAAUUCCAACUUCAUGUGCUACUGAACGAAUUGCGAGAGCUAGCGUCCCAGAAGGCUGUACCUCACAGAGAUUUCUAUAACAUCCGCAAAGUGGACACUCAUAUACACGCCGCGUCCUGCAUGAAUCAAAAACACCUGCUGCGAUUUAUCAAGAAAACCUUGAAAAACAACGCCGAUGAGGUGGUGACAGUCACGAACGGAGUUCCUAUGACCUUGAAAGAAGUGUUCCAAGAUUUUGAUGACUUAGAUGAAAGACCAAAAGACAGCAUAUCAAUGAAUCUGACAACGUACGAUUUGACGGUGGACAUGUUGGACGUUCACGCAGAUAGAAAUACGUUCCAUCGUUUCGAUAAGUUCAACGCAAAGUACAAUCCGAUUGGCGAGAGCAGACUGAGAGAGGUGUUUCUGAAAACGGACAACUAUUGCAAUGGAAAGUACUUUGCUAAUAUUAUCAAGGAAGUUGCUAGCGAUUUGGAGGAGUCCAAGUACCAGAACGCAGAGCUUAGGUUGAGCAUUUAUGGCAAAAGCAGGGACGAAUGGGAUAAACUAGCAAAAUGGGCUCUCCAGUCCAAUGUAUAUUCUGAUAACGUCCGCUGGUUGGUUCAGAUUCCAAGAUUAUUCGAUAUCUUCAAGUUAAACAAAGUCCUCGACAACUUCCAGGAAGUGAUAGACAACAUAUUCCUUCCACUGUUUGAAGUCACAGCCAAACCUUCAACACACCCCGACCUCUACAAGUUCCUCCAAUACGUGAUAGGUUUCGACUCUGUCGACGACGAAAGCAAACCUGAAAGAAACCCCUUAUUCGACAAAGACACACCUACUCCAGAACAAUGGAACGAUACUGAGAACCCCAACUAUGCGUAUUAUCAGUAUUACAUUUACGCCAACCUUGCUGUUUUGAAUCACUUUAGGAACGAGAAAGGGUUGAAUCCUUUCGUAUUGAGACCACAUUGUGGUGAAGCUGGCCCUGUACAGCACUUGGUGUGUGGAUAUAUGCUGUCUGAGAACAUCUCUCACGGGUUGUUGUUGAGGAAAGUGCCUGUAUUGCAGUACCUUUACUAUUUGGCUCAAAUAGGUAUCGCCAUGAGUCCUCUGUCAAACAACAGCUUGUUUUUGAACUACCAUAGAAACCCGCUUCCAGAGUACCUAGCUAGAGGUCUGGUAGUAUCUCUCUCAACAGAUGACCCCCUACAGUUCCACUUCACCAAAGAACCGCUUAUGGAGGAGUAUUCAAUUGCAGCUCAAGUAUGGAAACUGUCUAGUUGUGAUAUGUGUGAACUUGCAAGGAACAGCGUCCUAAUGUCAGGAUUCCCGCACAAGACCAAGCAGUAUUGGUUGGGACCCAACUAUACCAAAGAAGGCGUAGCUGGUAACGAUAUAGCAAGGACCAACGUUCCUGAUAUCAGAGUAGCGUUCAGGUACGAGACGUUGAUAGACGAGCUGUCAAAUAUCUUCAAGAACCACUCGUUGAUGAUGCAGCACAACGAGUGACGUGGAAAGAUGUAAAAGAUAGUUACGUUAAGAAUUAAACUCUGACUCAGUAAUAAUUGUUUUGUUUGGAAGACGGUGCUGUAUGUUGAGCAGUUAAAAGUGUCACAAGGCGGAUCUACUGUUAAACUCGUUAAACGAUUCAUCACGGCACAAAGGACGGCUUUUUAACAUUAACAAUUUGUCCUUCAGAAUUGUUACUUUUUCAAAAAAUAGACUCAAAUCAAAGUUAAUUCAUGGAAAGGUUUGGUUGAAAAUUCGGGGAAAAAUCUCCCAACGUGACAAGUUUCCUGAUAUUUUAUAUCAUAUUGAAUGAGACAAGGUAGCUUUAUAUAAUAAUAAUUUUAUUCUAGUUCUGUUGGCUUUGUUUUUCUAUGAUUUUAAUCCUACUUUUCGAGUUAUCAUAAAAACAUUACCGAAGCUUUUCCAUGAAAAAGUUUGUUAAGGUUUUAAAACUUUGCGGUUAGCUUCACGUCAAAAUAAAAAAAAAUAAGCAACCUGUCAUGAUUGUCAGUAAUCAGUUCUGUUAAAUAACGACGGUUCACUUUACUGGUCAUGAGAGCUCUUGUCGUUCCAACCAUCUCUAUUUGGCAUCACUGUCAAACAUAACGGAAAUGUUAACGGUUGGUUAUUUCUGUUGCUCUAAAGACUCUCUAAUGACAAAGCUUCCUUAUUUUACUGGUUUAUUCAAGAAAUGCAGGGGUCUACCAAUUUUACACAGCAUAUUCCGCAUGACGGGUCGAAUUUAUAAUUAAUAACUAGAGGUAAGUACGGAUGCCUCACGUUGACAUUUCACAACCCAAGUCAAGUGACAUGGCAAAUACGACCUUCUCGUAAUAAGAAAUAAUAAAUAUUAUAACGAAGUAUCAAAAUAACAGCACUAAAAUCUCUAAUAACUACGCAUUCGUCGUUAGAGUUAGAUGACUUUUGACAGACGCUGGUGGACAAGCAAACACAGUGUUGCCAGAUUUUAAACAUGAUUUUACGUCAAGGGUUGUUCACGAAAAUUUUGUACAGUUUGUAUUAUUCUCCUGAAUGGAUCUUUUUUGACUUACGCACUGUAAGAACUAACGACUAGUUCAGAUGACUAAAAAAAAUUAACAGUUUUUCCAAUUUUGAUGACACUUUUGACUUACUCGAUAGUUUGAAGAUGUAUGCAUUAUCAUAUCUGUUUGCUAGUAACUGUGGUAUAACCAAACAGUCAGACGUUUAACCUCCACCUUCUAUUUUUUUUUGUCGACUAUCAAUGUGAUUAACAGAAGCCUUAAGUAAGCUAGACAACAUUGACACUUGUUGAGUCUUUCCGAAAUUUUAUAUAUUUUUAUAGUCGUUUUUUAUACGUUUCUAGGUUUUUUUUUCUCAAAUUUGGUUGUUUUUUUUAUGAGAGUGAUGAAAGCGUAUUAUAAUAUAGGUGAUCAAUGUAUUUGUAUGUUACAUUAAUAUAUUCUAUUUAUAUCUGUUAAUAUAUAUAAUAUCAAUUUUCAUUUUUGUGUUCAAAGAUAACUUUUCAACGAUGUAGAUGAAUUAAUACAAUAAAUUAG
Acanthoscelides obtectus is the source of this 4150-nucleotide messenger RNA. The record is from the annotation of a GenBank genome assembly. Lineage: Eukaryota; Metazoa; Arthropoda; Insecta; Coleoptera; Chrysomelidae.